GCCCGCCAUCGGAGAGGGAGCUGAACUACUGGGAACAGCAGAAGCAGCAGAAGAAGCAGCAGCAGUAGAAAAGCCGCAGCUCGGCUGCCACCUCUGCUGCUACAGCUGUCGCCUCCACCUCUGGCGCCUCCUCAUCCUCACCCCUGAAGAUGCAUGGAAUAUUUGUUCAAUGUGAGGAUGAGGAAGAAGUCAUCAUACCCGACAGCAGCCCUCUCCCGCAAGCUACGCCAGCUACUUGGGCACCACACCGAGCGGCCCUCACAUCGGUACCCGCCGCCAAGCAGCCGGUGAAGCGGAGGCUGGUCUUUGAUGACGAGCCCGCCGUCCUCACUCAAUCAAAGAAACGUGCGGCGCAAGAGCACGACAGCUCCAUAACGCCUCUUUUGCGGGAGGAGGAGGAGGAGGAGGACGAGUUGGACGUGGAGACGGAGGACUUCCUCACCAUUAUAAAUCGUCAUACUGAGAAACCAUGGACGCCUCUCCGGCAGUUGGUGGAGGACACGGCGUACCCCAUCGUGGGGGUACGGGAGAUUACAAACCAACAUGGUCGCCGCAUUGUCUUAAAAGUCCAUUUAACAUCUGAACGGCUGACGGACAUAUACAUGCUGGAGAGGUAUACCCACAGUUUAACGUCCAAAGACAUUGAAAGUUUCAAAAGAAAUUGUAAAUCACUAUGUCUGUUUGCGAAGCAUGUUAAUGCUUUUUUGACAGACAUAAAAAUUGUUAAGUGUCGAAUUAGCAAAUUUGGCAUUUAACAAUAUUUAUGUCGGUGAGCAUUAACAUGUUUUGCAUGUUAAUAUGUAUAAAUUUGUUAUGUAUAAAUUAGUAGUGCUCACAAUAAAUAGUUUGUUAUUCUAUAAAAAUUUUUCUCAAUUCUCACCUAUCAGUUCGCUAGUACGUGUAGACAAGUGCA
Molecule: messenger RNA, 913 nt
Organism: Nilaparvata lugens (brown planthopper)
Lineage: Eukaryota; Metazoa; Arthropoda; Insecta; Hemiptera; Delphacidae
Exons: 2
Coding region: 150-755 (201 amino acids)
Source: RefSeq, a predicted model, not a curated record